Molecule: messenger RNA, 1934 nt
Organism: Durusdinium trenchii
Lineage: Eukaryota; Dinophyceae; Suessiales; Symbiodiniaceae
Source: the annotation of a GenBank genome assembly
GCGAGAACGAAGAUGCUAAGGAGUAUCGUCGCUGGAAAGCAUGGGUGCAAGCAAAGAUGCUUACACUUGACAAAAUGCCCAAGGAGGCUCGUGGAGCUUAUGUGUUCACCUUACUCUCUGGCAAGGCUUUGGAAUGUGUGGAACAUUUGGACCCCUCCAAAUACCAAGUUGAGGGUGGUGACAAGACGCUCUUCGACCUGCUGGACGCUCGGUUUCCUCAGAAGGAGAUGUCGGAUGAAAUGUCAGAGGCACUGACUGAGAUCUUUGGCCUUCGAGCACGAGAAGGUGAGACGCUCAAAGCCUGGAUCAGUCGUGCCACUGAACAAUUCGACAAGUGCGCCAGGAAAACAAAUGUUGUCUUCCCUGAGGAGGCUCGUGGUUGGUUGAUCCUCCACAGAAGUGGAUUGACCGAAGAGCAAAAGGCUGUGGUCAUGGCCCGCUCUCUGGGUGUGCUCAAGCGGGAAGAAAGUGGAAAGGCCAUGCGCUCGGUCUACCCUGAGUACGUGGUCAAGCGAAAGACAGUCCCCUCCGGAGCUGCAGUCGUGGAGAAUGAAUUUUCUGACUCCCUGCCUCUGGAAGAAGAUCAAGAUGAUUUCGCUGAUGUAGAACAAUUUCUUGCUGAGCUGCAACCCCAUGAAGGUGAAGACCCUGACCUUGAAGCCUAUGAAGAGGAAGAUGUCAAGGAAGCCCUUGCCAUCAGCUGGAAGGACAAGAGAAAUGAGUUGAACAAACUUCAAAAAGCCCGCCGUUUUGCCCAAGCAGGUGAUGUCCGCAGAUCCUUUCGAGUGGAAGUCGAGGAGUUGAAACGCAAGACAAAAUGUCAUCGCUGCGGUCAAGUCGGACAUUGGUCGAAAGAAUGUCGAGUUGGUCUUUCCAAGGGCAAGGGAAAGGGCAAGAACACCAAGGGAACUGAUCGAACCUCCGAAGCCGGUGCUGCAUAUGUUGCGGAAGAGCCUCAAGAGUUUUUCAUUGCAAUGGUACAAGAAUGCCACAAUGUCACCCUCAGCCGUUUGCGCGAGCGAGCAACAGUACAUCCUCAGUGCAACAAUCGCGCCAAUGAAUGUUUAUUGGUGUCCAGCCCUGGCUAUGGUGUGAUUGAUUCAGGUUGUGGCAAGACCAUUGUUGGUCGUGAUACAUUGCUGGAAUUUGAACAGUUGUGGCGAGAACACGAUGUUGUCGUGCCCACCGCUGAAUCGGAAGUGAAUCAUUUUCGUUUUGGGAAUGGACACAAAGAAGUGUCUACCCAGGUGGUGCCCAUGCCCGUGGAGAUUGCUGGCAAACAAGGAGUGAUUCGCGCUGCCGUAGUUCAGGGGAAAGCUCCCUUGUUGAUCUCAAGAUCUGCACUUCAGCGGCUGAACGCCGUUCUGGAUUUCCGGAGCGGCAAAAUGACUUUGUUCGAGGAUCAAAGCACAGUGCCUUUGGAGAUCAAUGCUGCAGGUCAAUUCAUGAUCAACGUGCUGAAGCAAUCUCCCGACAGCGUGCCUCGAGAACCAGAUUUCAAAGAAGUCAUGUCUGCCACGCAGUUUCAGGAGGAAGAAUCUCCGCUACCAUCAUCGUCCGAGAACAUGGGUGAUGAUGUCGUUGAGCCCGCUGCAUCUGCGCCUGAUUCUCAAGCUUCGGAUAGUUCAUCAGGAGAGCCGGUCGUGUGGUCUCGAUUCGACUCAGGGCUAACACUGACUCCAAUCACUGGCAAGAAUUCCCCCAUGUGGCAGACCGUUUUUCGUAGAGUGAUCCAGGAUCUCGACACUGGCUUAGUGAUUUUUGACCAAAAGAUCAAUCCACAGGAAGAUAAACGCGACUUGUUGAAUGAGCCUCUUCAUGUGGUGCCCGGUACUGCCGGUCUCACCGACGAUGCCGUUGCCCGUGCACAAGCAAUUCGCACGACAGCUCGACAGGUGAUCUCGUCUGCUAUUGGCGAGCUCAGAAGAUUGUAG